Messenger RNA from Penicillium hordei, 1002 nucleotides. RefSeq names its product zinc-binding alcohol dehydrogenase family protein. The record is from RefSeq and is a predicted model, not a curated record. The transcript has a single exon. Gene Ontology annotation, molecular function: oxidoreductase activity. The coding region runs from base 1 to 1002 and encodes 333 amino acids. NCBI's taxonomy places the organism in Eukaryota, Fungi, Ascomycota, Eurotiomycetes, Eurotiales, Aspergillaceae.
AUGUCCCUUGACACGAUGCGCGCUAUCGUGAUGCACGAGAUAGGUGGACCUGGAGUAUUGAAGCUACAGACGCUCCCCAAACCAACUCCCACAGCGGGACAAGUGCGCAUACGCGUCAAGUCUUUUGGGCUCAACCGAUCGGAGGUAUUUACGCGUCAGGGUCAUUCACCUGGUGUGACAUUCCCCCGUGUUCUGGGUAUCGAGGCAGCUGGACUUGUCGACUGUGCAGCCCCGGACUCGGGCUUCGAAGCUGGCGAGGCCGUUGUCACUGCAAUGGGCGGCAUGGGCCGCGCCUUCGAUGGCGGAUAUGCCGAAUACACAGUAGUGCCAGCUACACAAGUGCGACGCGUCAAUGUCACCACUGCCUUUGGCCCUGAUCGGCCCGUGCCUUGGGACGUCUUGGGUGCUCUUCCUGAACUUAUGCAGACGGCUUGGGGAUCCUUGUUCACCAGUCUUGAGCUUGUUCCCAGCGACCGCUUGCUUAUCCGAGGCGGAACUACCAGCGUGGGAUUGGCUGCCGCGGCGCUUGCUCGAUCACAUGGAGUCUCUGUCACUGCGACAACGCGGAACCCAGCACGUGUAGAGUUCUUACGUGGCCUCGGUAUCGACGACGUCAUUAUCGAUGGUGGAUCAAUCUUGGCCGAGGUCCAGAAACGCGCCCCGUUCAGCAAAAUCCUUGAACUGGUUGGGGUAAGCACGUUAAACGACUCUCUGCGAUGUGUGGCCCCAGGUGGUACUGUCUGCAUGACGGGUAUCGCUGGCAAUAAAUGGACCUUUGACCAAUUCAGUCCCAUGGAAUCGAUACCGACGUCCGUUAAACUGACCACCUAUGCGAGCACCACAGAGGCUGUACUGAAAACACCAAUUGAGGAGAUUGCUCGAGAUCUGGCGGCGGGCAAGAUACGGUUGCCGAUCAAGACUUUUCCGUUGGAGGAAAUUGUGGAGGCUCAUCGGUUGAUGGAAGAAGAGGGGGCAUUGGCUAAGAUUGUGAUGAUUGUUUAA